ACAACUAGCCAUCUUUGCUGGCAUUAACAUCAGAAUGGCUUCCAUUGGAAAAAUGUUCUCAGCUUCAUGUCUGAGUGAUUCGGCAUGGUUGGUGUGAAAGCAGAUAGCUCUCAAGAGUCUGGAUUGCAUGUUUGAUCCCCGUGCCCUCGUCUGUAUGUCACAUUGUGUUACAGACGGCAGCCCCAACGACAGCGGCGCAGCAGACCCAGCCUCAGGGUUACAAAACGCUGCGGAAGUGAGCACCCUGCCCCCAACCAACGCGCCAUCGGAGUCAAGCUACCCACCAGAACCCCAAAAACCAUCCCGGAGCAGGAAGGAGCCGACUGGCUCCGGCACCGGCAAGCACCACCAUUCCAACCACCGCCACCGCUCCCCCAACAAGAAAACCAGCAAGGGAAAACACAAGGGGAAGAAGUCCACGGAGAAGACCUCGAACAAGCUGUUAAAGAAGAAGGACGACAAGGGACGCGAAGGCCACCGCCACCAUUCCAGCGGGAAACACCGUAGCCGCCACCGCUCACCUGCCAAGGUGCACAGCCGGUCGCGCAGUGCAGAGAACACCCUGGAUAGCCGUCAUGGCGGACACCGACACGGCCGCUCCCCCGACAGACGCCGCGGUCAACACUCCCCCACUCGUCAACACUCCCCCACUCGUCAACGCCAACGCUCUCCUUACCGCUCGCCUCCCCGCCACAGGUCCCCCAACCGCUCUCGGCAACACUCCCCCACCAGACGCCAAGGCCAUUCCGCAGACCCCUACCGCCGCUACGCCUCCCCAGAGAGACAGGGCCGCAGCAACGAGAAGCCCAAUGGGUACAGGGCCGCAGUGAAGGAGCGGCCCAGGACCCCUGACCUCAGCUUCACUCUCGAGGACAGCGUCCUCCGCGGGCCCCCGGCCCUGGACCGCCUGAACAGGGAGGCCACGCUACCGCUGCUGCCCAGGGACGAGCGCCCGUACGGGGAGGACAGUCUGCUGAGGAGAGCCGCCUCCAUGGAGAGAACCUACGGGGGGACAGCCUGCUGAGGGACGUGGCAUCCCGCGGCCAGAGAAACGCCUUCAGAGACGCCACCUUGCCCAGAGUGCGAACCCCAGACUCGGAUUCGGCCUUCCAGAAGUACA
Anoplopoma fimbria (sablefish) is the source of this 1120-nucleotide messenger RNA. RefSeq names its product serine/arginine repetitive matrix protein 5-like. The transcript has a single exon. Bases 128 to 1024 code for a protein of 298 amino acids. The record is from RefSeq and is a predicted model, not a curated record. NCBI's taxonomy places the organism in Eukaryota, Metazoa, Chordata, Actinopteri, Perciformes, Anoplopomatidae.